AUGCAUGGUGGCCUCAAUGGCUACAACAUGUUGCGGUCACCCCUCAGAGGAGUGUUGCUCGCAAGUGAGGUCGGCACUGGUAAGACGUUGAUUUACGGUACCGUCCUCCUGAUGGAGUACUAUCGUCUCAAGGCACUCGAGGCAAACAAGCAGCCGGUCAAAGCGUAUCCGAGCAUCAUUGUCAUGCCUUCGAGCCUUGUCGCCCAGACCUUUGCCGAGUUGCACAACACGUUUCACGAUCUUAGGUUCUACGUGUGGUACGAUACCGCUGGCGGGGUGUCUACAAGUGACCCGCGGCGUGAAAGGACACUGACACAAGCGACAUUCGACGCCCUAAUGGACGACUGUAUUCGCAACCGACACUCGUCGGAAACAGCACAGGUUGUCGUUAUUGCAGCCCAUACGACAGUCACCUCUAGAUGGGCAAAGCAGAGCACGGAUUUCAGCCGUCUGGCCUUCAACGAGCGCAUCGCUUCCCCUCAGCCAGAGGCACCUUCCCCGGCCAAACGCAAGGCCGACCGCUGUGCUCCCGGGUGUGUACCUCGGCUCGACGACCUCCCGGGGAUCGCCUACGUGUCCGAUGAGCUCUUCAACGUCGUUCCGUCCAUCUCGGCCUGA
This is a messenger RNA of Neurospora tetraspora, 618 nucleotides long. RefSeq lists its product as uncharacterized. The record is from RefSeq and is a predicted model, not a curated record. The coding region runs from base 1 to 618 and encodes 205 amino acids. Lineage: Eukaryota; Fungi; Ascomycota; Sordariomycetes; Sordariales; Sordariaceae. The transcript is spliced from 2 exons.